This is a messenger RNA of Oryza brachyantha (malo sina), 2160 nucleotides long. RefSeq lists its product as uncharacterized. The coding region runs from base 109 to 1809 and encodes 566 amino acids. The record is from RefSeq and is a predicted model, not a curated record. Gene Ontology annotation, biological process: sexual reproduction. The transcript is spliced from 9 exons. Gene Ontology annotation, cellular component: extracellular region. NCBI's taxonomy places the organism in Eukaryota, Viridiplantae, Streptophyta, Magnoliopsida, Poales, Poaceae.
ACACACAGCCCACACCACCUCUCAACUGUUUGCAUCCUCCCAAUCCUUGCAAAGCAACAACAAACCUAGCAAGUUUAGCUGAGCACCUCUCAGUGAGCAAUAGCAGCCAUGGCUUCCAAGUUCCAGCUGAUCUUCUCGACCUUCGUUGUCAUUGCUGCUGUCACCUUGCUUCCACGUCCCUGCGCUUCCAUUGAGUUCCACCGCAAGCUCUCCAGCUGGUCCAAUGGCGGAGCCACGUGGUACGGCGCUGCUAAUGGCGCCGGAAGCGAUGGUGGUGCAUGCGGGUACCAGGCUGCCGUCAACCAGGCGCCAUUCUCGUCCAUGAUCGCCGCCGGCAGCCCUUCCAUCUUCAAGUCCGGCCUGGGAUGCGGCUCUUGCUACCAGGUGAAGUGCACUGGCAAUAGCGCGUGCUCCGGCAACCCGGUGACUGUCGUCCUCACCGACGAGUGCCCCGGAGGCCCGUGCCUCGCCGAGCCAGUCCACUUCGACCUGAGCGGGACGGCGUUCGGUGCCAUGGCGAAUCCCGGCCAGGCCAACCAACUGCGCGGCGCCGGCGUCCUCCAAAUCCAGUACAACCGUGUGCCGUGCAACUGGGGCGGAGUCAUGCUAACCUUCGUCGUGGACGCCGGCUCGAACCCCAACUACUUCGCCGUGCUCGUGAAGUACGAGAACGGAGACGGCGACCUCUCGGGCAUGGACCUCAUGCAGACCGGCGCCGGGGCUGCCUGGACGCCGAUGCAGCAGUCGUGGGGAGCCGUCUGGAAGCUGAACGCCGGCUCGGCACUGCAGGCGCCGUUCUCCAUCCGCCUCACGUCCAGCUCCGGCAAGACGCUCGUCGCCAGCAACGUCAUCCCUGCUGGCUGGAAGCCCGGCGCGUCGUACACUUCGACGGUGAACUACUAUAUGUCACUAGCUCAGCCAAGAAAAAUAUUAAUGGCAAACCACGCCACUUUCGUUUUAGCCAUCCUCGUGGUAAUACCGAUCCUAUGUCUCCCCAUCUCUGGCUACGAGACUAAUCCCAGCACGCCCUCGCGGCACAACUAUACAGCCGGCGGCCGGAGCAUACUGGCGUUGGACAGAGGAUACGGCGGCUGGUCCUCCGGCGGCGCGACGUGGUACGGCGGGCCUCACGGCGAUGGCAGCGAAGGCGGCGCGUGUGGUUACCAGAGCGCCGUCGGCCAGCGCCCGUUCUCGUCGAUGAUCGCCGCCGGCGGGCCCUCCCUAUUCAAGGACGGCAAAGGCUGCGGCUCAUGCUACCAAAUUAAGUGCACCGGCAACCAGGCCUGCUCCGGCCGACCAGUGACAGUCGUGAUCACCGACUCCUGCCCCGGCGGCGCAUGCCUGAACGAGGCGGCGCACUUCGACAUGAGUGGCACUGCCUUCGGCGCCAUGGCCAACAGUGGCAUGGGCGACCGCCUACGCUCCGCCGGAGUCCUCAAUAUCCAGUACAAGAGGGUGCCGUGCAUGUUUGGCAUGAACGUGGCCUUCAAGGUGGACGCGGGGUCCAACCCGUACUACCUCGCCGUCCUGGUCCAGUACGCCAACGGCGACGGCGACCUCGCCGCGGUGCACAUCAUGGAGGGCGGCGGCAGGUCGUCCCAGAGAACCCGAGGCGGCAGGUGGACGGCGAUGCAGCAGUCCUGGGGGGCCACGUGGCGCCUCAACUCCAACACCGGCCAGCCGCUGCGCGCGCCGUUCUCGAUCCGGCUCACCUCGGGCUCCGGCAAGGUGCUCGUCGCCAACAACGUCAUCCCCUCCGGGUGGCAGGCCGGGUCGACCUACCGCUCUGCCGUGAACUACGGCGCCUGAUGCGUGCGGCGCCGUCGUGGUGUGACUGCCGCGUGUUUGUUUAGGUCUAGCGCCGCGAUAGAUUGAGAUUCGCGAGGCAAAAGCUCGUCUCGUCGAAGUGACUUUGGUGCGUGUGUGUACGCGCGCGCGUCCGGGAAUCGUGUGGUGGCCGGCCGUGGUAAAAGAGGAGGUUUGUUACUGUUAGGUGUUCGCAUUGUGUGUUACUCCCUCCAUGGCCGCUUUGCAGCUGUUUAUAGCAUGUCUAUUGGUAAAAGACUUAACUGAAUUCUGCUUCUGCAUCGCCAUUGCACCCGUUUUGAUGCGUUGACACUCUGUUUCAGCAACCGACGCUUGCAAUCUGUAUGCGGUAUC